Messenger RNA from Zingiber officinale, 789 nucleotides. Its product is annotated as vesicle-associated membrane protein 727-like. NCBI's taxonomy places the organism in Eukaryota, Viridiplantae, Streptophyta, Magnoliopsida, Zingiberales, Zingiberaceae. The transcript is spliced from 5 exons. The record is from RefSeq and is a predicted model, not a curated record. Bases 1 to 789 code for a protein of 262 amino acids.
AUGAGCCAGCCACCGUUAAUUUAUAGUUUUGUGGCUAAAGGGAGUGUUGUGCUUGCUGAAUACACUCCCUUUUCGGGGAAUUUCAGCACUAUUGCUGUCCAAUGCUUACAGAAUUUGCAACAAAAUAAUAAGAAAUUCACCUUCUCAUCUGAUUGCCGCACAUUCAACUUCUUGGUUGACAAAGAAUUUGUGUUCCUUGUGGUAGCUGAUGAAGCAGCUGGAAGAAGUGUUCCAUUUGUGUUUCUAGAACAUGUCAAGGAUGAUUUCAUGCACCGCUAUGGACAAAGUAUCAAUGGUAACAACUCCCAUCCACUCAUUGAUGAGGAAGAUGCUGAUAUGUUUGGGGAGAGAUUUAGUUCUGCUUACAGUCUUGAUAGGGAAUUUGGUCCAAGGCUGAAGGAGCAUAUGGAGUAUUGCAUAAAUCAUCCAGAGGAAAUGAGCAAACUUUCAAAGCUGAAAGCUCAUAUAACUAUGGUUAAAGGAAUAAUGAUGGACAAUAUAGAAAAGGUAUGCUGUAGAAAGGUCGGUAAAGAUAAAGCAAAAUCAGAGACUCAACAGCCAAGCAAAGAGGAACUGAGAAAGAAAAUAUGCGAAAUUUUGAAAGAAGUUGACUUCAACACAGAUACUGGUCAUUACAAAACUGAUCUGACUCCGCGAAAGGCAUCGAUAAAGCUCAUGAUCCAGGAGGAGCUGACCAAACUGGUAGAAGCUAAAGAAGAUGAAGAUGACGAUAAAGAAGAACAACCAAAAGCUAAGAACAAGCGUGCAAAGAAGCAGACGGUUACUUGA